AUGAACGCACUCCCUUCCUCUUCCUCUUCCACCUUCGCUUUCGUAACUCAGUCCAAGAACCCUACUUAUCUCUUCAAGUUCACACCUAAAGUACCCAUUUUACCCCUACACUCACAUGCACCGUGUUGCUCUGUCAGCGACUCAUCCUCGUCGGCCACUGUGCUGGACAAAAAUGCUCCCUCAUCGGAACAGAAUUCCCGCAAUGCGUAUUCGUCCGAAGGAUCGGGCUCCGAGGAAGCCCUUGUUGUUCGCCGGCCGGUGACGUAUUUUCCCGGCGCGGAGGAAGAAGAGAAGGAGGCGGAGGAGGAGGAAGAGAAGGAGGCGGAGGACAGUGUUGACGCGAAGGCCUCGGCGAUCGACGCCGGGCUCGCGAGGUUCGCGAAGAACAUGCCUAUAUUUGAACCUGAGAGGGUGGAGUCGAAAGAGAGACCCCUGGCAGUGAAUUUGGACUUGGCGUUAUACAGGGCGAAGCUUAUGGCUAGAAGAAGCUUUCGGUAUAAAGAAGCAGAGGCGUUGCUUCAGAAGUGUAUAAGCUUAUGGCCUGAAGAUGGUCGACCUUACGUGGUACUUGGCAAGAUUUUGAGCAAGCAAUCGAAAACAGGUGAAGCCAGAGAGGUAUACGAGAAGGGUUGCCAGGCUACGCAGGGUGAAAAUGCCUACAUUUGGCAGUGCUGGGCUGUUCUUGAAAUGCAAAUGGGAAAUUUCAGGAGAGCAAGAGAGUUUUUUGAUGCUGCCACGGUUGCUGAUAAGAAGCAUGUUGCUGCUUGGCAUGGAUGGGCAGUUCUAGAGUUAAAGCAGGGAAAUAUAAAGAAGGCAAGGACUCUACUCGGUAAAGGCCUUCAAUAUUGUGGACAGAAUGAGUACAUAUACCAAACACUUGCACUGCUUGAAGCUAGAGCAAAUAGAUAUCAGCAGGCUCGUUAUUUAUUCAAUCAGGCCACCAAGUGCAAUCCUAAUAGCUGUGCUAGUUGGCUUAGUUGGGCACAAAUGGAGGUGGAACGGGAAAACUAUCGUGCUGCUAGGAAGUUGUUUGAGAAAGCAGUACAGGCUAGUCCUAAAAAUAGGUUUGCUUGGCAUGUAUGGGGCCUUUUUGAAGCAAACAUGGGCAACAUUGACAAGGGAAGAAAACUUUUAAAGAUAGGUCACAAUCUAAAUCCGAGGGAUCCUGUUCUACUUCAAUCUCUUGCUUUAUUAGAAUACCAACACUCAACUGCAAACCUUGCUCGGGUUUUGUUCAGGAGAGCAUCAGAAUUGAAUCCAAGGCACCAACCUGUUUGGUUUGCUUGGGGUUGGAUGGAAUGGAAGGAAGGAAACAUGAAUACAGCCAGAGAAUUAUACCAAAAAACUUUAUCAAUUGAUCAAAACAGUGAAACUGCUGCCAGAUGUCUCCAGGCUUGGGGUGUUAUGGAGCACAGGGUUGGCAAUCCUUCAGCUGCUCGUAGAUUAUUUAAAUCCUCGUUGAAUAUAAAUUCCCAGAGUUAUGUGACGUGGAUGACUUGGGCAUCAAUGGAGGAAGAACAAGGAAAUUCUGUGCGUGCUGAAGAGAUUCGUAAUCUCUAUUUCCAACAGCGCACAGAAGUUGUAGAUGAUGCUUCAUGGGCUAUGGGAUUCUUAGAUAUUUUAGAUCCGGCCAUUGACAGUUUAAAGACGCUCCUCAAGCUGAACCCAAAUUCUUACAACACGCCAUCUAAUUCUUUGAGAAGUAUCGCGGGAACAGAUAAAAACAAGGUCGAUUUUUCUAGUAACGACAAUGAUGAGGAUGAUGCAAAUGGUGAAAGUGACUUCGAUUUGGAUGCUUUCAUUAUAAAAAGGCUAUUCUUAGAUCCGUCCAAUCUAGAAGUUCAGUUGGAAGCGCCCAAAAUUUCCUCCGUGAAGAGAAGUCCAUCUGGUAGAAGGAUAUGGCGACCAAAUAAUCGAAUUGCUAGAGUGCAAGUCCAAAGUAACGUUCUUUAG
Messenger RNA from Sphenostylis stenocarpa, 1953 nucleotides. The record is from the annotation of a GenBank genome assembly. NCBI's taxonomy places the organism in Eukaryota, Viridiplantae, Streptophyta, Magnoliopsida, Fabales, Fabaceae.